AUGGCCGAAGACAAUCAUUCAUCAGAAUCGCAUACCGACGUGCUUAUCAUUGGCGCCGGGCCCUCCGGCUUGAUGGCAGCCUACUGGAUGGCUCGUUGCGGUGUGCGAGCUCGAAUAAUCGACAAAAACAGCACCAAGGUGUUCACUGGCCAAGCGGACGGAUUGCGGAUCCGAACUCUGGAAAUAUUCGACAGCAUUGGCUUUCAACACCGUGUGCAGCAUGAAGGCCAUGUGGCUGUUGAAGCUAACUUUUGGGUGCCUAGUCCAGACGGGAAAUUGUUUCGUCAGGGCCCUUUCUGCAGCUCCAAGGUCAACGAGUCUCCAUUCCACAACAUGCUUCUGAGCCAAGGACGGAUUGAACGGUUCCUUAUCGAUAGUAUUAAGGAGCAUUCCGACCUCGAGGUUGAACGGGGUGUCAUUGCGGAGACUUUCGAGUACGAUGAGACUCUUAAUGAUGACCCUAUUGCCUACCCGAUCACUGUCAAGUUGCGAACCCUCGGUGAGAAUGAGGUCAAUUCACCUGGCGGUUCUGGUGGAGAAAGCCCGCAGUCUGUACCCAGCGGCCUUGAUCGUAGCAACAUACUUCCAGAUGAUUGGGAUGACUUGAUUCAAAAGAGCAGGAGUCAGCAAACGAAGACCGAGACCGUCAAAACAAAGUACCUUAUUGGCUGCGACGGUGCACACAGCUGGACCCGGAAGCAGGUUGGCAUUCCGUUAGAGGGAUCAAGUACAGAUCAUAUUUGGGGUGUGAUCGACGUAAUCCCAGUCACGGACUUCCCGGACAUCCGUCGCCUGGGAACUGUAACCAACGCAGCAGGCACAAUUCUCGUCAUUCCCCGUGAGAGACAGCUGGUACGUCUUUACGUCCCAGUGCAAGUUGUUGACGCCGCCUCAAACGCCAAUAUCCGUUUCAACCGUUCCUCAAUCACACCAGAAAUGAUCAAAGAGCGAGUCCAAGCCAUCCUCAAACCAUACACAUUCGAUUACAAAAUCUGUGACUGGUGGACUGCAUAUCAGAUCGGACAGCGGAUCGCGCCAACAUUCACGAAAGAUGAUCGUGUGUUCCUGGCCGGUGAUGCAGUGCACACGCAUUCCCCCAAAGUAGGAUUGGGUAUGAACAUGAGCAUGCAGGAUGGCUUCAAUAUCGGUUGGAAAGUUGCCCUGGUCGUAGCGGGGGUGGCCAACCCUGCUAUUCUCAGCACUUAUAACACUGAACGCCAAAUCUUGGCUGAGAUGCUGCUUGAUUUUGAUCGCCACUGGUCGGGACUUUUCACGGAAAACAGGCCGCCAGAGGGAGGCCCUGGUAAGACGGAGAGCAUGGUCAAGGUUGUUGAGUCGUUUGAAGAUUUUGCGGAUGGCUUGAAGGCUUUCUAUGGCGCUAGUCCGUUGGUCUGCAAGCUUGAUAACGACCAAGAUCCCAUCCUAGGUUAUGGGUUGGUUCCGGGUGAGCGAUUUCCGCCAGUGAAGUUGCGUAAACAGGCGGAUGGAAACACACAAUGGACAACAAGAACUUUCGAAAGCGAUGGACGAUUCCGACUAGUUAUACUCGCUGGAGACGUACGUGAUGCAACACAGAAGCAGCGGGUUGAGACUCUAAGUCAAUUUUUGUCUGGUCAACUCAAAGAAAAGGUUUCACCUUUGAACCGUUAUGCUGCAAUCCCGGGGCGCUUCAAGAGCCUGAUCGAAGUGGUGACGAUCCACAGCGCACCUUGGAAUGAAACGGAGUUCUUCGACUUCCCGGAGAUCCUGCGUAAGUUGGACCCCACUAUGGGGUGGGAUUAUGGCAAGAUCUGGUGUGAUGAUGCAUGCAUAUGGGAUCGAGACUGUAAUGGGAAAGGCUAUGAGAAAUGGGGUGUAGAUCGCACGCGCGGCGGGGUCCUGAUUAUUCGACCGGAUCAGUAUAUUGGCUGGGUUGGCGAGUUUGAAUAUAUAGACGAGAUGACUCAAUACUUGGAUGGCGUAUUGAUCAGGGCUGUAUGUGGGCAAUAA
Messenger RNA from Penicillium cinerascens, 1989 nucleotides. RefSeq names its product putative phenol 2-monooxygenase. The record is from RefSeq and is a predicted model, not a curated record. The coding region runs from base 1 to 1989 and encodes 662 amino acids. Lineage: Eukaryota; Fungi; Ascomycota; Eurotiomycetes; Eurotiales; Aspergillaceae. Gene Ontology annotation, molecular function: FAD binding. The transcript is spliced from 5 exons.